AUGGGUAGGAGAAUAUUCUUUGCUCAACAAGACAAGGUCGCCAAAGAGAAACGCCGCAAACAUUUGGAGCAAAGCGGUUAUGUUUUCGGAGCGCAUGCAAAUGAAGAUGCCAUUCGAGAUAAGGACAAGAGGAUACCUAAGACCAAGAGGAUGUACCGGCAAUAUGCCGAACUUUGGAAGGACUUCCUUGAACAAAACGGGAUACGAGGCUAUGACAAUGGUCCGGGUUCCAAGGUUCCAGAUCAUCAGCUCAUCAAGGAGUUUCUCCGUUGGUACAUUCAUUCCACCCGAGGACGACUAAGUAAAAAUGGGCGACCAGUGGUGAAGUCAGUUUUGUCGUGUGCAGAGCGUUUUUUUAGUGGCCUCGAAGAGGAAAUGCAAAUUAGCGUUGGGCUGGAGGAUCGGAAAGAAAUAUUCAACGAGUUAGCGCUAAACACAAAGCAGUGGAUCCAAAGGUCAUUGACAGCAGAAGGAACCAUUAAGAAAAUCAAUUCUCUAAACAAAAGCUUUACUAGGAAGGAUUUCAUCAGAACAGUCUCAUCUCUGUGGCAGACCGAUCAUCACCGCUUUAUACCGGGAUUGCUCAAAGUCAUCAUCUUGCUGGCUCUUCAACUAUAUCUCUUCACUAGAGCGAGAAUUGGAGCUUUUAUACCUUCCCAUGAAGAUAAAAUACAAAGAGGUCUUCGAUACAAGAUUUGGCAUUGGGAUCCGUGA
Messenger RNA from Penicillium alfredii, 714 nucleotides. RefSeq lists its product as uncharacterized. The transcript is spliced from 4 exons. The coding region runs from base 1 to 714 and encodes 237 amino acids. Lineage: Eukaryota; Fungi; Ascomycota; Eurotiomycetes; Eurotiales; Aspergillaceae. The record is from RefSeq and is a predicted model, not a curated record.